AUGCGAGUGUGUAUAGCUCGGAAACACAGUAAGAAGGUACUUGGAAGCUCACGACACCUUCCCACGGCCUCUGAAAGCAAUAGCGAUGCCACUGAGAUGCAAACGUACCGCCACGCCGACGCAAUCGUCAUUAGCUCCUCCUCUGACACCGGUGAAGCCAGCAAAGACAGCACACUACAGUCAGAUGUCGACAGUCCAUCGAAGCAUAAGGCAGACGAGGAACAUCAACAGUGGCGGUUAUGGCAUGUUCAAUCGCCCGAAUUGACGCCGAAGACUCCGCGCACGCCAGAUUCAGGGAGGAGGAAGAGGAGGGUGAAGGAGUAUAGUGGGUAUCAGGAGAGUCCGCGAUCGAGCAGGAGGACAGGGCGAAGAAGCAGGGUCAACUAUGAAAUGAUCGCACUUGAUCAGGAGGACGAAGACGAGCAGAGUCUGUUCGUCUCAGAGGCUAGCUCAUGGUCACAGCCCAUCAUUGUCGACAACGAGCCCGGACAUGAAGAUCGACUCUACAAUGGCAUGACGCCGGAGCGUGUGAGAAGAGUGAAGGAGUAUUUGAACGCACUCAACCUCAUGGAGACGGCGGACAGUCACCUCCAACCUACCAAAAACGAGCUCAAUUCUGCGACAACAGAGCACACGAAUCUGUCAUGGAAGCUUGCAACCAUCGAUGCAACAGCAAAUAACACCCUCGGACAUUAUUCGGAAAAAGCAUGA
Macroventuria anomochaeta is the source of this 711-nucleotide messenger RNA. RefSeq lists its product as uncharacterized. The record is from RefSeq and is a predicted model, not a curated record. Bases 1 to 711 code for a protein of 236 amino acids. The transcript is spliced from 2 exons. NCBI's taxonomy places the organism in Eukaryota, Fungi, Ascomycota, Dothideomycetes, Pleosporales, Didymellaceae.